Molecule: messenger RNA, 3575 nt
Organism: Malus domestica (apple)
Lineage: Eukaryota; Viridiplantae; Streptophyta; Magnoliopsida; Rosales; Rosaceae
Molecular function (GO): protein binding
Source: RefSeq, a predicted model, not a curated record
UAAACACAAAACACAAGCAGAAGGCAGAAGCACAUCCUUCUACUCUCGAAAUCUCGCUUCUCGGGCCAUCGAUCGUGAAUAUCAAGAAUAAUCAGAGCGUGCUUCAUUGCUUCCUCGAGAGAGCGAGCGAGCGAGCGAGCGAGUAACCGAAAGCUCCAAAAUUUACACAUGGUUGCUUCGAUCUAUGCCCUCCCCAGUUGCAUACCAAUCUCAUAGAGCCAAACCCAUUUACCCUUACUCCAUUGGGUUGCUUGUGUGGAGGGGGAUUGGAUUUUGGCACGUUGCCUGGCGUUAUAAUGCUGGUUUCUUGAUGGGGAAUCUGAUGGGUUGAACUCAAAGAAUAAUGGGUAGCUUUAGUGAAGAGGAAGAAGAUUGUGGAUUUUUUGAUGCACAAGAGGAAAUUGCAUCAACAUCCGAUGCAGGGUCUGAAACCGUUGAGAUAUUUGAUUCCAAUUCUUCCUUCACCAAUUGGGUUCCAGCUGGUUGUCCGUAUGAUGUGUGGAAUAGAACCCCGGGAAGUGUGAAGGAGCGGCGGGUUAAGUUUCUGGAGUGGAUGGGACUGAGUACGGAUCGAGAGACUUCAGUGGAAAUAGCAAGUGAUGUAGCAGGGGAGGUUGAGAGAGUUAGAGAGAGUAGUGGGGCUGUGUUGAGAACCACCUCAUGUGUUGAGGAUGAGUAUUGUUUAAGUCGGUCAUUUGUGUCAUGUCGGCGUAAUGACUACUCCAUUUAUUCCUCAAUUGAGUUGGAUUGGAAGGAUGAUUCUGCAUGUAGAGAUGGGAAUUUAGGGAAGCCAUUGGAGUGUAAUGUAGAUGAAGUGAGGCUGGAUGGGAAGGUACUAGAAGGUCAAGAAGUGACCGAAGAGUCCGAGCGCAAUUCUUGUUCUUCAUCUUCAUUGUCUCUACAAUUGACGGAUAAUCGAAUGGAGGAGGCAAGCAAUAGAGCUGGGAUACUGAAGAGAGCUAAGAAGGGGUGGUUGAGUAGGUUGCGGUCCAUCGCAUGCCUUGUUGAUAGACAAGGGGAGGGUGAUGAAUUGGCACACGAUGACAAUGCUGCAAUCAUGGGGUUCAGGGCGCAAAGAGUUAAGGUUCGCCAGUGCGGGAAGCGGUUGAAGGAACUUUCAGCACUUUACAUGGGGCAAGAUAUCCAGGCACAUGAGGGCGCAAUUUUGGCAAUGAAAUUCAGUCCUGAUGGACAAUACUUGGCAAGUGCUGGUGAAGAUGGGAUUGUGCGUGUCUGGCAAGUGGUGGAGGAUGAGAGAUCUAAUGAACAUGACAUUCCGGAAAUAGAUCCAUCCUGCAUUUACUUCACAGUGAAUCAUCUCUCUGAACUAAAUCCACUAUUUUCGGAAAAGGAUACAAUAGGCAAAUCAAGUAGCCUUAGGAAAACAUCAGAUUCAGCUUGUGUUAUUUUCCCCCCAAAAGUCUUCCGGAUAUUGGAGAAACCGUUGCAUGAAUUUCACGGGCAUGGUGGUGAUAUCUUGGAUCUCUCUUGGUCAAGGAGUAAUUAUCUUCUGUCAUCUUCGGUUGACAAAACUGUUCGUCUUUGGCAAGUGGGAUGCGGUAGUUGCCUCAAAGUCUUUUCCCAUAGUAAUUAUGUGACCAGUGUUCAAUUUAAUCCAGUGGAUGAGAAUUACUUCAUCAGUGGUUCAAUAGAUGGCAAAGUACGUAUUUGGGGAAUUUCUUGCUGCCAAGUUGUUGAUUGGAGUGAUAUAAGAGAUAUAGUUACUGCGGUGUGCUAUCGCCCUGAUGGGCAGGGAGGAAUUGUUGGCUCAAUGACAGGCAGUUGCCGCUUUUAUAAUAUAUCAGAUAAUCAUUUGCAAUUGGAUGCUCAAUUAUGCUUGCAAAGUAAAAAGAAGUCCCCGUGCAGAAAGAUUACAGGCUUCCAGUUUUUCCCACAAGACUCUAGCAAAGUGAUGGUCACUUGUGCCGAUUCAAAAGUCAGAAUUCUUCAUGGUCUAUCUGUGGUCGGCAAGUAUGCUGGACAACGAAAUGCAGGAAACCAGACAUCUGCUACUAUCACUUCAGAUGGGAAACAUAUAGUCUCGGUUAAUGAGGAUUCUAGUGUAUAUGUAUGGAACUGCAAUAAUCAUGAAGAACGAGUUCUCUCUCAAGCAAAAAAGAUAAGAUCUUGUGAGCGCUUUUCCACGAAUGUUUCUGUGGCAAUACCUUGGUCUGGAUUUAAAUGUGGGACCGUAGAAAAUGAGAGGCAAUUUCAGGCUGUCGAUGAGAAUUUACCGGAGAGACUUCCUUUUUCCUCACCUGCGUGUUUUUCUCUCAGCCAAGAUUCUUUCCUUCAGUCUAUUCCCAAGGGAUCUGCGACUUGGCCAGAGGAGAAGCUUCCAACUUCGAGCCCACUGGCAAAGCAAUCUACUAUGCACAAAUCCGAGUACAAGUUUCUUAAAACUUCUUGCCAGAACACAUCCAGUUCACAUGCAUGGGGUAUGGUUAUUGUUACUGCAGGAUGGGAUGGACGGAUCAGAUCAUUCCACAAUUAUGGUUUACCAGUAACCGUUUGAUACUAUUGUGGUCUUUGACUCUUUGGCAUGGUUUUCAUAGAGUUGUAGCUAUCCCCUCUGCAGUAAACUUAUCGCGUAGUGCCUGCUUUGGUUCAUUACUGGAUGCAAAUCUAAUGGAUUGAUGAGUGACAUUACCUUUGGCAGCAUCAAUGACCACAGCAGGGUCAGGUUGACAACUCUAGCAGGCAUGUGCACGAUCGACGACCUUGAGAAUUUGGUUCUCCGAUGGGCCCCUUGUCAGAUUUCCGAAGUGACGGUGACCAUUUUAUGUCCUGACAGGUGGCUGAAAUUCCAUGGUUGUGAUGUAAUCCAAUCCGGAAUCAGCCAGUGGCCGAGGUUAGCUUGUCCAGAUAGUAUAAUUAUAACCAAUGUGGGAUGUUUUUGGUCUGCCGGUUCUCAAAUUUUAGAUGUGAAGUCAUUUGUUAAGGGAGAGCCAAUGAGAUAUUAUAUCUAUAUAAUUCAGGUGCCUGUGGGCCUUGUAGAACAUCUUUGUUCUCCAAGAUGAUGGAUAGGGAUUCAAGGGCUGGUGGCUGGAAUUCGUUUGGGGAAAAGAUGGUGGGGAACUCCACCAUUCCAUCGUGCUCGCCGGUCAGAAUGAUUGAAUUGUUGUCUGCCAUUUCUGGUCUCUCUCAUGGUAGGGUCGGCGAGCUUUGGUUGGCAGUGGGGAUGUGCAGGAAUCCAUUUCGUCUGAAGUUGCUCACUGCCUCAGCCUGGGGCUGGAAACUCAAAGACCAUCCAGUCUUUCGGGGAAGACAUGUCUAACGGGAUAUUGAUUGCGGCAGCUCAUGUGUCCAUGGAUGAGCACUCCUAACCGGGUUUUCGUCGUCGCAGACCUUUGUAUAUUUACACUGUCAAUUUAGUCUAACAUCAGCUUAGUCUAGCCUUGCAUCGUUAGCGAUUUUGUUAACUUAACAGGAAGUCCCUUCGAGAUUUUUAUGUAAUGUCAAAUGCAGUUUUACUUUCUGAUGUGUAAAUGAAAUAUUCAUGUAGUUUUUUCCUGCAUGUUCAUGCUCUAAACGAAAUGGCAAUACUACGGUAGAAAAAGUAUACAAUUACACAA